GAUCGUCCAUGCCUUCUUUUCUAUACCUCGGCUCAAUGCACGUGGAUCUUGCCUGCAAAUCCGGCUUCCUCUAGAUCUUCGCUCCCCUACAGCAGAUUCUUGGUCUUCUUUUUCUUUCUUUUUUCCUUCUUUCGAUCGGGAAACCUAGUUCUCGCUUGGAGCAGGAAGGAGAUCUGCAGAGGGUAGGAUCCUAUUGGUCGUGCUCGAUCCCCCCUCUCUUUCCUGUAGAAAUGGCCAAUGAAACUAGUAACGAACAGGCUUUUAUGGAAUCUUCAGCUGCUACAAAUGCUGAAAGAAAAGAAACUCGAACUGCAAAGACAAAAGGGAAAGGAAUAAUCUCUCGAAUUUGGAAUGGACUUUUCAGAAUACGUAACAAUGAUUUUGAGAAGAGACUGCAACACAUUUCCAAGGAAGAAGCCUCUGUCCUAGCCAGAAUGAACACGAGAUCUCUAAGGUCGAGAAGAAUGGCAAGGCAUCUUAUAAUAUUCUCUGUGAUUUUUGAGAUUAUUGCAGUGGGUUAUGCUAUCAUUACAACAAGGUCAAUGGACUUGAACUGGAAGACGAGGGCAUUUCGAAUUUUGCCAAUGUUUCUUUUGCCUGCUCUAUCUUCUAUUUCUUAUUCAGCACUUAUAAGCUUUAUACGAAUGCGUGAUCAGAAGGACCAGAAAACUUUGGAAAGGCUUCGGGCUGAAAGGCAAGCAAAAAUUGAUGAACUUAAAGAGAAGACCAACUACUACAUUACGCAACAGCUCAUUCAGAGAUAUGAUCCUGACCCAGCAGCAAAGGCUGCUGCUGCAACUGUCUUGGCAUCUAAGCUGGGUGCAGACUCAGGCUUGAAGGUUUAUGUUGGAGAUGAAUCUAAGCCAAGUGUGCCAAAAGGGAAGAGCAAUGAUGUGGAAUUUGUGAAAUCAAGUGGAAUUCGAAAUAGAAACCAAUUGCACACCCGAUCCAGUAAUACAGGGAGCACUGUAUUGCGACAUUCCACUGAAGAAAUGCCAACCAAUCAGGGGGCAGAAGUUCCUGGAAUUCCAGAUCAUAGGCAGCCGAUUGUUGUUGAGCAUCACCACAAAGGAUCAACUACUUAUGAUGGGGGAUGGAUUGCCCGAAUUGCUGCAUUGCUAGUUGGUGAGGAUCCAACACAGUCCUACGCACUUAUAUGUGGCAACUGUUACAUGCACAAUGGGCUUGCUAGAAAGGAGGAUUUCCCAUAUAUUACGUACUACUGUCCACAUUGUCAUGCCUUGAAUAGGUUAAAACAAACAGAAGAGCACGUCUCUGGUUCCAAUUCCUGUUAUAUGGCAUCGGCUAUAGUCAGCAGCAGUGCUGUGAUGAACGAUGGUGGUGGUUCUGCAUGUGAUACUGUACCAGCAAGCAGCAGCAUAGGAAAGGCUGCAGGAGAUAUGGCUGUAGGUAGUGAAAGCAUAGGAUCAUGAAAUUUAGACAGUUAAAAAAAUGCAAAAUUGUGUGGAUGUGUACAGUGUGGGAUGUAAUGAGGUUUAAUUAUUUGUUCUGGUGUAAUAAAAAACCUGAGGGUUUUCUUACCAAGAAACUGAUGAUCCACAUAAUAGAUUUGAUAACAGGUCAACUGAUUGUUGAUAUAAAAUGUCUUGUUUUGUUU
Messenger RNA from Malania oleifera, 1618 nucleotides. RefSeq lists its product as uncharacterized. NCBI's taxonomy places the organism in Eukaryota, Viridiplantae, Streptophyta, Magnoliopsida, Santalales, Ximeniaceae. Gene Ontology annotation, biological process: endoplasmic reticulum tubular network organization. The transcript has 7 exons. Gene Ontology annotation, cellular component: endoplasmic reticulum tubular network. The record is from RefSeq and is a predicted model, not a curated record. Bases 231 to 1433 code for a protein of 400 amino acids.